Molecule: messenger RNA, 911 nt
Organism: Drosophila novamexicana
Lineage: Eukaryota; Metazoa; Arthropoda; Insecta; Diptera; Drosophilidae
Product: mediator of RNA polymerase II transcription subunit 15
Exons: 1
Coding region: 80-715 (211 amino acids)
Cellular component (GO): nucleus
Molecular function (GO): protein serine/threonine phosphatase inhibitor activity; protein phosphatase 1 binding
Source: RefSeq, a predicted model, not a curated record
CACGCACACACACUCAACUCUUGACAACUCUCGAAAACUCUCGACAACUCUCGACAUAUCUUGACAAAAAUCUUACAGUAUGGAAGAGCAGCCACCUCAACCGAUCGGCAUGGAAAGAGACAGCGCGACUAUCAUUGUGAAUGGAUCAGAAGUUGUAGCGGGCUCAUCUGGGACAAGCGUACUACCAGCUGUGCCAGAUGAUCGGCCCGGGGUAUCGGGUGUCCAUUUGCUGCUCAUGUGCUUGGAUACGGAGCGUCAUGUUACGUUCCAUGAGGGUGUCAUUGAUAACGAGGGCAUGAAUCGGCGCAAAUCCAAAUGCUGUUGCAUUUACAAGAAGCCGCAUGUCUUUGGCGAGAGCUCCUCAUCAUCGGACGAUGAAUGCGAGCAUUGUUGCGGCCAUCCCGAGGUGCGUCUACGUAAUCGUCUAAAAAAACAGCAACGGCAACAGCAGCAACAGCAACAGCAGCAACAGCAACAGCAGCAACAGCAACAGCAGCAACAGCAACAGCAACAACAACCGCAGCAACAGCAGCAGCAGGGUAAGCUUUGCCAGUGCAAGUGCCAUCAUGGCAGCCAACAUGCUGCCCCAGCUCAGGAUGACCCCAAGCAGGGCACUGAGAUAGCUGGUGACACUGGCAGUGUCAAGGCCAUUGCGGAACAGCCAAUGCAGCCAAAAGCUCUUAUUUCGGCAACCUCUAAGUCUAUGCAGCUUUGAUUCCCGCCGCAAGACGGCAACAACAACGGAUUCAUCCGACGCAUGAGUCGAGGUCAUAUUAAGCUUUAGCUUAUUUCUUGUGCAACUUCGGAUAUUGUCUAUGCUCCGUUUAAAUUGUCUAGUCCCCACUCAACUGUAUAGUUUGCUAUCCAUUGUUAAAUUUAUGAUUAAAUAACGCCAUUUGACACGGAUUUGG